AGAUGUUAUGGUUUGAGCUCACAGGAGCACUGUCAGAGCUGGUGAGCAGCGGACUUUUGGAUAUUUGAACGCGAUACAUAUCACAAAGAGAAAAUACAUCGUGAAAAGGUUCAAAAGUUCAUCUAGCAUGAACAACAUAAGUGUCUCAUUCCUGACUGGCCCAGAGACUACUCCUGACCCUGAUGAGGAAAAUGCUGUGAAAAAUAACUAUUCCACAGCCAUUGGUGCCCUCAUCUUCAGCUUGGUCUUCCUCCUGGGUGUCCCUGGAAAUCUCUUCAUUGUCUGGAGCAUCCUGGCUCGCUGCCGACAACGCUCAGUCACCACCCUCCUCAUCCUCAACUUGGCAUGUGCUGAUGGGUUCCUCAUGGCUCUCUCCAUCUUUUUCAUCAUCUUCCUGGCGUUGCGGACGUGGGUCUUUGGUAACGCCAUGUGCAAAAUUGUGUUCUACCUGUGCCACUCCAACAUGUAUGCAUCAGUCUUUCUGAUAACCCUGAUGAGCGUGAACAGGCUGUUGGCCGUGGUCUUUCCACACACACUGUAUCGCCUGAUCACCAGGAAGGUUGUGAGGAGGGUGAUCCUAGGCACAUGGGUGCUAGUGAUUGUCAUGUCUAUCCCCUCGUUGGUGUUUCGAGAUGUGAAAGAAGUAACUGAUGAAAUGAAUCAAACAACAUAUUUGUGUGCACCCAAUCACACACUGCGUAGACACGUGAGGUUUGAGUACGCCUUUCAGACAGUGGCAGGAUUCAUUAUUCCUUAUGCAAUCAUUAUAACCAGCUACGUUCUCAUCCUGAAACGCCUGAGGGAGACCAGGUUUCAACGAAAUAUCCGCAGCGAGAAACUCAUCCUGGCUAUUGUCAUAAUGUUUGGCCUGUUCUGGUUGCCGUACCACGUCGUCAACAUGAUACGGGUGGCAGCUGCGUGGUACCCAAAGGACUCAGAAACAAGAAAACAAUUGCAUGAUAUCGCCGAGUCAACCCGAGCGGUGGCCGCAGCUUUGUCCUUCAUGAGCAGCUGUGCUAACCCGGUCCUCUACACCUUUGCCGGAAAAUCCUAUAUCAAGAAUAAUGGCUUUGCCUUUAUGGCUAAGCUGUUUGAGGGAACAUCAUCGGAAACAGAAACCAAAACCACGCGGUUCACAGCAAAAGACGAUCUGGGAAAGAAUAACGUUGAUUCCGAAAAUCAUACACUGGCCACUCUACAAAAUUGAUGUUGAAUGAACUUAAUGCACUUAACAGACUGUAUAUAAAUGAGAACACUUAAAAUUGUGUAAAUCUUUAAAUGGAACAUGGAGCUUGAGCAUUUGAGGCCACAGACGAUAAGCACCAGCACAGUAUAUUUAGAAUCUGAUAACAGGGUUUAAGUGGAAGUCAGAGGCACAGGAACAGCCAGGCUACCUUUGCCUGCAUGCACCUGAAUAUCUGUAAAGUGUAUGGGACUGUACAUACUUUUUUUGUGUGUCACAUUAUGUGUAUGUGAGAAUGCUACUUAACAUAGAAAGCAGACUCAGCCGAGUAUUUUCAUGCUUAGUGUGUUCAUUUAUAGUCAGGUGAAUGAAUGAAGAUGGGAUGGUUGGGGAAGUUUGGCCUUGCAGAGACACAGAUUGAAUGGUUUAUAUGACACUGUGUGUGUGUGUGUUUUUUAAAUGCAACUGUUAAGAAUUGUAAAUGGCUGUACCCAAAAGGCAGAUUCACAAAAUUGCCAUUAAGCUCAGUAGGUUGAUUUAUAAUGAUAUAACUAUAUAAAAUGAGCUGACAAAGAGUGAUGUAGCCUAGGUGGGCCUAGGACGUAGUCUAGGAGGGUCAUGAGAGAGAGAAAACAAGUGUAAGUGAUGACUUGCAGGGAGGAGAAAUAAGUAGUUCAGCUCAGAGGAGACAUUGUGAAGUAUUCCUCAAGACAGGCCUAAGCAAAAUUAGGUUUUUGGGGCCUUCUAUUACUGUCAGUAGUACUGCUUAGUGAUCAUUCACACACCUAUUAUCUUAUUUCAUUUUCUAAUGUUCCAUUAUAAAUAUGCUUGUGAAACUAGAUGUGAGAACUCUUUGUUGCUGUUAGAUUGUAAUCUACAGUGCUAAAGCUCAAAGAAUCAGAAAACCAUUUGCACACUUGCUGAAAAAUAACUCAAAUAAUAUUUAGCAAAGUCAGCAUCUCCCCCUAAUGGCCACACAGAGAAGCAAUAUACAAAACCUCAAAGAGCUGCACAGUUGCAGCAGUGUUGUUGCAUCAUCUUAUUGCCAGCCUGGAAUGUUUUAACCCAUCUAUGGCUUUAAUCUGAAUUGGUAGUAAGUUCAGCUGCAAGUGUGCCUGGGAUUGAUUUACACGUGAUAUUCAGUGUGAUAUAAUAUUGUAAUGAUUGUUAAAGGCUAUUCUACUGUGACAGGUUGACUAUCUGUGUGCACUGUUGUUGUUUCUUUAAGAGACAUGUUUGGUUGUGCUGCAGGAAAAGUCAGUGAGUGUGUGCAGGAAGGGAAAGGGGGUUCUUGUUGUUCGGAGCUGGAGAGGAGUUGUACCGGAGGUCUCGGGGUUAACAGCCCGUGUCCUAUACAAUAAACCAUGGUGAGAUCAAAA
Molecule: messenger RNA, 2562 nt
Organism: Oreochromis aureus
Lineage: Eukaryota; Metazoa; Chordata; Actinopteri; Cichliformes; Cichlidae
Product: leukotriene B4 receptor 1-like
Exons: 5
Coding region: 128-1207 (359 amino acids)
Biological process (GO): positive regulation of cytosolic calcium ion concentration; complement receptor mediated signaling pathway; inflammatory response
Cellular component (GO): plasma membrane
Molecular function (GO): G protein-coupled receptor activity; complement receptor activity
Source: RefSeq, a predicted model, not a curated record